Molecule: messenger RNA, 3256 nt
Organism: Laetiporus sulphureus 93-53
Lineage: Eukaryota; Fungi; Basidiomycota; Agaricomycetes; Polyporales; Laetiporaceae
Exons: 2
Coding region: 26-2941 (971 amino acids)
Biological process (GO): retrograde vesicle-mediated transport, Golgi to endoplasmic reticulum; intracellular protein transport; Golgi organization
Cellular component (GO): COG complex
Source: RefSeq, a predicted model, not a curated record
AGUGUGUUACACCCAGUCUCAAAAUAUGGAAGCAACGGGUAUUGAUUCUAGCAACGCCAAACAUUUGGAGUUGCCAUUGAACCUCCUUAACUCGCUCGAGAGCUCCACAGAUGCUAUUUCCUGGAUCAAUGAAGUGCUUGAGCCUCGACAAGAAGGCUCUGAGAACGAGGCCGAUCUCAUCGAACUCGACAAACGCAUCUCCAGCCUGACGGGUACACUGGAAAUUGCAAGCGAGGAUACAUCGGCCGAGGUAGAACGAUUAAUUGACGACAUCUCGCGCGGGGCAGCCCGCCUCACAUAUGAUCUACAUUUCAUGCGGGACGGUGCUCUAUCACUGCAGGCAGUCCUACAGAAUGUCGAGUCCAAAUCGAAAGCGUCUGUUGCAGCAGAGACCAACGCCGCGCUCGAUCGGUUGCACUUCCUCGACACAGUAAAGCGGAACAUGGAGGCUGCCCGCGAGGUGCUACGCGAAGCAGAAAGCUGGGGCACGCUCGAAAGCGACGUCACCUCCCUUCUUGGCGAGAAGAGCUACGAAAAGGCUGCCGAGAGGCUUUCAGAAGCCAACAAGAGCAUGGCCGUGUUUGAGAACACGCCAGAAUACGAGAGCCGGCGCACGCUCAUGGUCAGUCUACAGAACCAGCUCGAAGCCGCACUCAGCUCGGCGCUUGUAGCCGCAGUGGGCUCGCAGGAUGUCGCUGUGUGUCGUAACUACUUUGCGAUAUUCAGCAAUAUACAGCGCGAAGCCGAAUUCCGUAACUACUACUACGGAUCUCGCCGCGCUUCGCUCGUAGAGGCAUGGCGAGACGCCCGACUUACCGACUGCGACGGAACAACAGAUGGAGGGCAGACGUUUGCAUCAUUUCUGCCAACUUUCUUUACGUUAUCUCUAUCUAUUCUCCAGAUAGAAAGGACUUCAAUUCCAGCGAUCUUCCCCGACCCGCAACAAACACUCUCAACACUGAUCUCGUCCACUCUAUCGGCCCUUCAGCCGUCGUUCUCUCAGCGUCUCGCGUCUGUCUCCACAUAUUACGGCGCCGUAGCCUUGCGGGAGCUCAUAGCCGCCUAUGGAGCCACACAAGAGUUUGCUGCUGCAGUCGAAAAGAUUUUCGAGAAGGUCGGAUACUCGGCCAUGCACUCUCCAGCUGUGGGAAUUGAGAACGACAGCCCGCGAGUGCAUCCGCGCCGACGGUCCUCUGCACGCAUGUCCAUCUCCAUCUCUCGUCGUAUGUCGGUUCAUCGGCUAUCCAGCAGUAAUAUCACCCUCUCGCAGACCUCUAACAGGUCUGGUUCCCCUGGAGCGCUACCGACGCUCGAGUGGGACACGGACCUCUUUGCACCGUUCAUAGACUUCCAGGGCGACUAUCAAUCUCUUGAGCGACGCAUGCUCGACGAGGCACUGGCUGCUGCCAUGCGAACGACGCUUAAGGCCAGCGGAGGUGCCGACCGUGCACGUGUACUCAGAGAGCGCUCAGUAGACAUAUUCGGCGCAGCAGAGGAAGCUAUCACGCACUGCUCUGUGUUCACGCAUGGCUAUGGCGCCGAAGGACUUGUUCAGGCCCUUGACUACUUCAUUUCAGCGUUCGCGGAGGCUUCCCGCGCAGAGAUCACAGCGGAGAAAUCCGCCGGCGGUAUGUCCGCAAACGAACUCACAGAGGCGAAGUCAGAAGAUGAUCUAGCUGACUUGGACUACACUGCGGAGGAUUGGGCAGAGAUCCAAUCGCUCCUGCACCUCCUUGAGGCUGUACGUGCUGUGACAGAUCGCACUUCAGCAUUCGAAGCCAAGUUGCGUGCUUCUCUCGUCCAGAUCUCGCAAGCAUUUCCAGCAACAAGGGAGGAUCCCAGCAAUGUCACUGCCUACGGAGAAAACACGACGCGUGGUGCCAUGCAAUUGCUGAUGCAAUCGGGUCUUAAUUCCGCCGCGCUCCAUACAUUAUUGGACAUCGUUGAACCAGAGUCUCAGACGCAGCUAGCACCCAAUGUCCCUCCUUCUCCCGACGCACGACGCGGUUCAUCCGUGUCUCCGGUGCCAUCACACUCAUCCCAGCCUCCCGUGCUCGUCGCCGCCAGGAUCGCGAUGUCGCAACUCGCCCUCACGUGCCAGGUCGCACUGCAAGAGACGAUCCUCGGUCCUCUAAACGCCUACCUUGCGUCCUACGCUUCGCUGUCCCUGUGGGUCCAAGAUCAACUCUCCAAACGUUCAGCCGGUGCCAGCGCCGGCGGAGCCACGAGUGCCGUGCAUGUCCCCACCUUCUCGCUCAGCCCGAGUCCGACGAUGGCCCGUGUGGCAGAGGGUCUGCUCAGCCUGCCCCGGCUCUUCGAGGUCUAUGCGGAUGAUGAUGCGCUCGCCGUUUCACUUGAGACGCUUCCGCACAUCAGCAAGAGGUUUCUCAGCGCAGUCGCGGAGCCUGUCGCGCCUUCGCCCACACCGUCACAUACAAUGCCCGAGCUGAAGUCUCGGCGUUCCUCGUCACUCGCCCUGUUGCCCGGACAAAUUACGGGAAUGCAGGCACAGGUGCAAGCACAGAACAUUUCGGAGAUGCACUUUUCUCCAGAGGCAGUCACCGCUGCAUGGUUAACGUCCCUUACUCGGACUCUACUCGCAAAUCUCACGCGUACCGUUCUUCCGCGCAUCCCGAGGCUGAACACCGCGGGUGCGGCUCAACUGGCAACGGAUCUCAGUUGGCUGGCGAACAUCGUUGAGGCUCUGAAUGUGGAGUGGCCACCGCUUACGCGAUGGAGAAAAUGGGUAGAAGAAACUGAUACAGAAGGCAAGCGGAAGAUCCAGGAGGGAGAGGAAGCUAUGGGCGAGAGCGGAGAUGUUCUGGACGCUGAAAAGGAGAAGAGUGCUGAGAAUGAAGAAGAAGAGCAGGACGAAGAUGAGAAAGACAGUGAACAGCAGAUCAGACAGAUAAUUGCGCGACUGAGAGGUUGGUCAACGUGAUUCAACAAUUACUGACUGUGAUCGUAAAAUUCGCUAUACACUUUCGCUUGCAGUGAUACAUGAUGCAUACGUUGGAUGGCCGCCUCUAUGAUGGUGGGAUCUAUCAAGCCCUUAUGUAAUGCAAACGUUCAUUGAGAGAAACGUGCCCUGAGAUAUGUGCCCUUGACCUGCAAAGCGGGGACGACAAGCAGGAACAGUGCCGCAACCACCGCAGCCUCUACGCCAAACGUCUGCAGGGCUCCGUAUUUCGUAGCCCACGGGACCUGAAAAUAGGCCACACUAAAUCCGCCGAGCGUGCGAUAGAGAUUGACCAAC